GGAUGAAAUUAUUUUUGAACAUGAUACUUUACAACAAACAAUCAUUGAACUAAAAGAUAAACGAAAUGAUCAUUAUCGUUUAAUAGAACAAGUUAAUGAAUGGGAAAGAGAUUCAAUUAUGAAAAUUCAAAGAACAGCAACAGAUAUACGAGAAGAUAUUGAAAAAUUGAUUGCUCUUCAAAAUGGUAAUAUAUGUAUAUAG
Messenger RNA from Rotaria sp. Silwood2, 202 nucleotides. NCBI's taxonomy places the organism in Eukaryota, Metazoa, Rotifera, Eurotatoria, Philodinida, Philodinidae. The record is from the annotation of a GenBank genome assembly.